GAAUAUAUGACCGCGCCGAUGGAGAUGAGUAGCAAGGUGAUCGUAUGCGGUUUGUAGAAGAACUCAAGGGAAAUAUCGUCGACCGGCCUUUCAUUGAUGCUCGGGAAGCUGUCGGUCCCGGCGCGAAGUCUCUGUUCCUCGGCAUGAUCAACGAGACUGUUGGCGGUGGUGGCCGCCUUGGCGUUCUCCUCUCGCAGUAUUAUCGUCAUCCUUCGAUGAUGGUAUCCUCUGCCUCAGCCACGUUCGACCACCAUCGGCGAACAAACACACGCGUGAUUCUCGCGCCGAAAGUGCCUACUCUCGCGCGAACACGCUUGCGACGAACUGGCCUGCCUGAAGUUGCGUGCGCACGGCGCGUCAACAACGCGACGGCGACCGCGCACAACUUCACGCCGGUGAGUGCGCGACUAGCCGCGGACGAGACGAUACGUAGACGCGGAAGCGAGCGUGGGACUCGCACGCUAGAGCGAGGCGAUAUCACUAUGGCCACCGCAGCGGAAUCACCUGUUCCCAGUGAAUCGACCGAGAUCCGAUGCCAGGAGAAGUCCAAGGGUGGACUGUGCUACGAAGUGAUCCUGGCGGAACCGACGGUGCCCAAGAGGGCACCCUCGCCGCCGCAACAGCAGAGCCCGACGCAGCAAAUCGCGAUCGAGGACAAGCUCAAGGCCGCCGAGGAGCGAAGAUUGUCUAUCGAGGCGCACAAGCUUGCCGCACUCGCCGCUAAGCUCAGCAAAAUCGAGGAAGCGGCUCGCAAGAAGGAUGAACUCAGCGCAGCCUUCAUCGCCGCCACCCGUGAGUCCUUAGACGCGAAAAUGAACAACACGGAGGAGAAGCGAGAGGCCCACAUCGCCGAGCUGAAGAACAAGCUGAAAGAACACUUGGAGAGUGUUGAGAAGACUCGCCUGAGCCUUGAACAACAAACUGAAGAAGUGCGGUGCGCCGUUGAAGAGAAACUGAAAACUGCCGCAGCUCAACGUGAUGAAAAUAUCAAGAGAAUGCUGGAUCGUCUCAAGGAACAUGAAGAGCAGGUCGCUCGCGUACGUCAAGGUAUGUCGGAGCGCGUGCAGCAGUUGGAAUCUCAAAUCCAGGGCAAGUUGGAACAAGCACGCGAACGUCGCGAGACCAUUGAGCGCGAGCAGAAAGAGAAGCUGCGUAAUCAUAACACGGUGAAGAUAGCGAAAGUACGUCAGAUGGCGGCGCGAGAGCUCCUGGUGAAAAAGUGUGAGUUCGACAAGAGGGUGUCGACCGCAGAGAUGAAUCGGCAGCGGGAGAUCCAGCGUCGCGUGCAGGCGAUUCGCCGCCACCAUGAGAGGCGCGCUAAGAUGGUAAGACAGAAUAAGAAGGAACGUCAGGAUGUUAAUCCAGUGGAUGCGUCGCAACCGAUCCUGCCGGUGGAGAACGAGACUGCCAGUUCCGGCUAAGUAUCCGAUGCUAAGGCCGCACGAAUGCCCCGCAAGGCUCCAUUUCGUUUUGUGUAUUUAAAUAAAAAAAAAAAAAUAAUAAACUCGAAGUAAAACGGAAGAUCGAUCACGCGCGAUUUUGUCCGCAUUUUGAGCGAGGGAAGAAGGAGAGGGAAAGGGAAAAGAGAGCUGAAUUGUUUCUCCUUUACGGAUCCUGAAUGUCGCACGGACAAUACUAUCUUCAUUACAUUGCCUCUCACUUCAGCAACGUUCCACAUAGAAAAAAAAUGCAGGAAUUUUCUUGAAUUCUAGAAACAACGAGAGGGAUCUACGACGAUUUCAAGGAGGUUGUUGCAAAAGUUUGGUUUCGAGAAAGCUUUAUGUGUGAAUCUUAGACAUCGAGGUACGGGGCACAAGGAUAUAAAGAUAUUCUAUAAUCAAAAAAUGUGAAGAAUGAAAAGAAUUAUCGCAAGAUUGAGAUAUUAAAAGAUUAUAAAAGUUUAAGGUUUCCAAAAUCCAAGAAAUUUUUUCUAUUUUUUUAUUCAUUAAAAAUAUAGAAAUUACAAGAAUCUAUAGAUCACUGCGAUAUCGAAAUAUAUUUCGAGACUAAAAUAUCAAUAUUUAAAAUUUAAAAGUUUUUUUUGCAAGAAUAUUGUGCAGAAUCCAAAAAACUUUCGCAGCAACCUUCAGAAGAUUUAUCGCGGAGAAAUGUGGGCAUUUUUUUUUUUUUAUAUAAAAAUUCAAGAUCAAGUUAAAAUUAGAUUUUAAAGCAAAUUUGAGGGACUCGAAAUGAAGAAUUAACGAUUUAAAUAUAUCCAAGAUAUGGGACUUUGGCCUUUAAUACAAAGUAAAAUAAUAAUAAAAAAAAUUUUUAUUUUCCACUUUGAUUCACGCGAUUGAUGAGAAAUAUAUCUGAAAGAGCCAAAAGAAACAAAAAUACACAAAGAUACAAAAAGACACUUUUUUUAAUCCCUCGUUUAUAAGAAUUUUUUGUAUAUUGUAUAAUUAGAUCUAUCCUUUUCUUUUUUUUAUUCACUUAUGCAUUGUCUUAAUAUGGUUCGAAAAAAGUACGACGAAGACUAUACGGAAAAAUACGACGGCUAACGAUUAACCGUAAUUAUGAUUCAUUGUUUUGAAGCGAAACACAAUGUAUCGUUUUCGCGAAAUAAGGAAGAGGAAGAUGAUUCGAUUUAAUAGAGAUUAACGGAUUAUUAUAAAUCAAUCUAUCGCUACAACUUAGAUACUAAGUGGUGCGACUGCAGCUUUGUGUGCAUGCGCACGUAGAAGAGGAUAUGUGUGUGCGCGAUGUGUGCCGGCGUGUGUUAAGCACACUCAUAAUUAUAUAUAUAAAUAUAAUAUACAUAUAAUUAUAUAUAUAUAUAAUGAUAUAUUAAUGAUAAUAAUAACAAUAAUAAUAAUAAUAGUGCUUUAUACUAGGCUUGAAAAAUUAGAAAAAAACAUUUUGUACUCAUUGUAAUAUUACUGCGCUAACCAAAAUGAGAUAACACUCACAUGAGAAUGUAGUCUAAUGAAUAUGUGACGCUUCUGUGAUGACUUUAUUUGUCAAAAUGUGUAACAUUUAAGUGCGGGUGAGAGACGAGGAAACAAUGAAUGAAUGAGUGAAUGAAUAGGAGAGCAUGCAAAAAAUAUAAACAGAGAAAAAGAAUGGAAGAUAUUUUGUUUUUUUCAAGUUAGCACGAUUGUCGUGACCAGGGAAAGUUCAUUCGCGUCAAGGAUUUGCAACAUUAUACGGCAGUAUAAUUACGUUAAGAGUCGAUCCUGAUCCACGAAGUAGCGUCUAUUACAAUCGCUGAUUUAUAUGCUUGCAAGAAAAAAUAAAAACAAAUGAAAAAAAGUAAAAAAUAGAGACAUUACAAUAUUUUCUGAUAUGAUGAUAAGAUCUGCUAGUGAAAUCGGAGCUUUGAAGCCUAAAGCCAGUUUCUAAAUAAUCUUCGGAACGUUUUAAAAUUAAUAGAAAUUUAAUGAUAUUGAAUUUUACGUAUGAACAGCCUGUAUAAGAAAUUAGGAUUUAAUAGUAAGUCGAGGCUUU
Pogonomyrmex barbatus (red harvester ant) is the source of this 3450-nucleotide messenger RNA. RefSeq names its product stathmin (gene stai). NCBI's taxonomy places the organism in Eukaryota, Metazoa, Arthropoda, Insecta, Hymenoptera, Formicidae. Gene Ontology annotation, molecular function: tubulin binding. Gene Ontology annotation, cellular component: neuron projection; cytoplasm. The record is from RefSeq and is a predicted model, not a curated record. Gene Ontology annotation, biological process: microtubule depolymerization; regulation of microtubule polymerization or depolymerization; neuron projection development.